UUGGGGGAAAAAUUGGAAAGAAAAACUCAUAUUAAUAAUUAUACGACUCCAUAAAUUAAUAAUCGAAGAUUGAUAAACUCUCCAGUAGCUUUUUCGUCUUGUGUGGACUGGAAGGGCGUAGGCGUAUUUGAAAUUCCAGAGGCUCCGCAACUGCUCUGCUACACCAAAAAUGAAUGAAAAAAGUGAAGCAGAAGAUUCCCCAAAUGGCGAGUCUCAGCAAAUAGUAUCGGACGAUGAUGAGAUUGACUACAGCACAAAGCCUGAAUUUUACGACCCUAAAGUCGAUGAAAUCAACGAAUCAUGGGCUCAAAAACAAAGACGAGGCCGAUGCUCCGACGCUGUGCUAAGCUGCCCUGCUUGUUUCACUACUCUCUCCUUGGAUUGCCAGAGGCACGAAAAGUACGUUACCCAAUACCGAGCAGUUUUUGUUGUCAACUGCAGGAUAAAGGAGGAAGUGCCAAAACCAGGAAGUAGACGAAAGAGGGAGGGAAGAAAUUCUCAGGCUGGUACAGAUCCAACGGGUGCAGCUGAGACAUUCAAACGCGUUUGCUGUUCAGUUUGCUCGACAGAUGUGGGUGUUGUUGAUGAGGAUGAGGUCUAUCAUUUCUUGAAUGUUAUUCCUAGCGAAGCUUGAUUUUUGCCCUUUGAAUUUCUCCUGAGUUUCUCUUGUAGUACUAUUUAGAUGAAACAGAGGCUAUAAAGUAAAAUUGGAAUUUUGAGAAUUA
Messenger RNA from Salvia miltiorrhiza (redroot sage), 725 nucleotides. RefSeq lists its product as uncharacterized. The record is from RefSeq and is a predicted model, not a curated record. Gene Ontology annotation, cellular component: nucleus. The transcript has 3 exons. Lineage: Eukaryota; Viridiplantae; Streptophyta; Magnoliopsida; Lamiales; Lamiaceae. Gene Ontology annotation, biological process: positive regulation of cell population proliferation. The coding region runs from base 170 to 634 and encodes 154 amino acids.